Molecule: messenger RNA, 1039 nt
Organism: Hypomesus transpacificus
Lineage: Eukaryota; Metazoa; Chordata; Actinopteri; Osmeriformes; Osmeridae
Gene: tnnt1
Product: troponin T type 1 (skeletal, slow)
Exons: 15
Coding region: 67-903 (278 amino acids)
Biological process (GO): regulation of muscle contraction; slow-twitch skeletal muscle fiber contraction; sarcomere organization
Cellular component (GO): troponin complex
Molecular function (GO): troponin T binding; tropomyosin binding
Source: RefSeq, a predicted model, not a curated record
AAUAGCAUUCUCUGUCAGUCUGUCUUUCUCUUUUCUGUGUCAGGGGAACCACACCUUGCUCUAGUCAUGUCAGAUGCAGAGGAGGAAUAUGAGGAGCAUGCAGAAGAGCCAGAGGAGACAGAGGAACAGGAAGCAGAGCCGGAUCCUGAGGAAGACGAGUCAGAGCAGCCAGAGGAGGAUGAAGAAGACCAACAAGAUUAUCAAGAGCAGGAAGAUCAGGAGGAAGAAGAGCGCCCCAAACCCAAGCCUAUGGUGCCUCAGUUAGCCCCCCCUAAGAUUCCGGAGGGGGACAGGGUAGACUUUGAUGACAUCCAUAGGAAGAGGAUGGAAAAAGACCUGCUGGAGCUGCAGACGUUAAUUGACGUCCACUUUGAGCAAAGGAAGAAGGAAGAGGAGGAGCUCAUUGGGCUCAAGGACAGAAUUGAGGGGCGCCGGUCAGAGAGAGCAGAGGUGCAGAGGGUUCGAGCAGAGAAGGAGAGAGACAGACAGACCAGGAUUGCGGAAGAACGACAAAGGAAAGAAGACGAGGAGGCUAAAAAGAAGGCCGAUGAUGAUGCAAAGAAGAAGAAAGUUCUGUCUAACAUGGGAGCUAACUUUGGAGGCUUCUUGGCAAAGGCAGAGCAGAGGAGGGGGAAGCGCCUUACAGGAAGAGAGAUCAAGAAGAAAACAUUGGCUGAGAGGCGCGCUCCUCUGGUGCUAGAGAACAUGAGGGAGGACAGCCUGAAGCAACGUGCUCAAGAGAUGUGGAACUGCAUCUAUGAGCUGGAGUCUGACAAGUUUGACUACAUUGACCACAUGAAGAAGCAGAAAUAUGAGAUUACUGUUCUCCUCAAUAGAAUCACCAGUGCCCAGAAAUUUAAAAAGGGCCAUGGAAAGGGGAAGGUGGGUGGUCGCUGGAAGUAGCAGAGUUCAGACCAGAUGAUUAAACAUGAUGAAGAGUUCUGUUUCUUCUGGGCCUGUUCCAGUAAACAUAACUUCACGUGUUACACUGCAACAUCUAUUAUAUGUCUUGGUAAUAAAAUUAUAUUGUAUACAUCAA